Messenger RNA from Paramisgurnus dabryanus, 1889 nucleotides. RefSeq names its product RELT TNF receptor (gene relt). Gene Ontology annotation, biological process: apoptotic process. Lineage: Eukaryota; Metazoa; Chordata; Actinopteri; Cypriniformes; Cobitidae. The record is from RefSeq and is a predicted model, not a curated record.
CCCUCGCUUCACUUUGUCUCUUUGGUUCAAAUGUUGGCUCGCGCACAGCUCAUCUCUCUCUCUCUUUUUUUCUCUCUCUCUUUAUUUAAUUAUAGCUUGAGGUCCGUCACGGCGAUUACCUAUAAGACUCGUGUGAUUUCAAUGUAAAACAGAUUACAUGAGUAUAGAAGAGCAUCUUGAAGACGAUGAAGAACCACCUUUACUCUUCAACUCCAGUGUGUCUCAUUCUGCUGGAGUUAUGGGGGGCAUUGGCAGCGCCGUGUCGGUGGGAAGACGGCUGCGUGUGUGCUAUCUGUCCAGCUGGACAAGAGCCCACGGCCUGUGGGGAAGUUGAAGGUCCCGGUGUGACCGGAUUGUGCCGGACUUGCCCAGCAGGCACCUUCUCCGACAGUCAUGACGCUGAGCCGUGCCGCCCCCCAACAUCCUGCAGUGAUCUCAACCGCUGGGUCCUGACCGAACCGACCUCACUGUCUGACGCUGUGUGUGGAGGAUGUCUUCCUGGGUUUAACCCUGCUGCUACUCGGAAGUCUUUGGUCCUCCAUGCCUGCGUCAGGAAGCCACACAGCCGGCGGAGACGUAACGUUGGUAAGAGCAAGUCUGGAGUUGGAGGUUUGAACUCCACCAUCCCUCACAGCCCUGAGGAGAAGACCACCGAGUAUGCUGUGUUUGCCCUGGUGCCCAUCUUCUGUGUGAUGGGGCUGCUGGGAAUUUUCAUCUGCAACCUGCUGAAGAAGAAGGGCUUCAGGUGUAACGCCGACAAAGACGGCAUGGAUGAAGAAUCUGCCACACCACAGAAAGAGGGAAACUUGUGUCCAUAUAUUGUUGACAACCCCAAUGAAGAUACCAUCAGCAUUCUGGUACGGCUCAUCACAGAGAAGAAAGAAAACGCUGCUGCGCUGGAAGAACUUCUGCUGGAAUAUGAUAAUAAACAAAAGGCUCUCAACAAGACUUCAUCUAUCAAAAUUCCAGCUCUCCCUAAUUUCUCUCAGUUCCGCUCGUUGCCCCGGCUGUGUUCCCAUCAGCAUCAUUUGCACACUAUAAACGGUUUGGCCCCUCGCUCCGGUCUCUACUGUUCCCGCUGCAGUCAGAAGAAAUGGCCCGAGCUGCUGCUGCCCGCCAUGCCGUUGCCCACUGAUAAACACAAAUACCCAGCUGACCUAGUCAAGACCACCCUGCCCGAGGACGUCACCAUUCUGUCUGUAGGAAGGUUCCAAGUUGCUCAGAUUCCAGAAAUGAAGUCCGGCUGUAAGGAUGUGACCCAGACAGAAUCGAGUGACACGGAUUCGGUGGACAGUGUCCAUACUGAGCCUGCGGAAGAGAGGUCUCUGCUUGGCGUGUCCUCAAACUCCGCCUCUUCAAAGUGCAGACAGGAUAUAAACAUAUGAAGGGUUGAAGAAGGCAUUCAUUAAAUGGACGCUACCUUCUUGCAGAUGACAUCAUCAGUAGGCGACACAUCAGGGCAGAAAUAUGCUGGUGAUGUCAGUAUUUAUCCCUUUAGGAGCCUUGAAUUUCAUACUUUAUAGGAAACGUUGUAUUUAUUGAACUUUUUUAUUUUAUAAUGAAAGCAAUAAGCUCCUUCUCUGGAGUCAUUUAAAAAUGUGUGCUUCCAUUAGACCGAGGUCUUCAGUUCGGCUCAAAGCCGCUGCUGCUGACUGAUAUGUUGCACAACGGCACGCAGAACAAUGAGACACUAGUGAGACAUCUUUACAUUCAUAAAAAAGUAUUAUUAAGAAACUCACUUAGACUAAUCUACAUCUCUCUUUUAUAGUUCUCUUAGUCUUUUAUGUUUUUUAUAGUAUUUUAAAUGAAUUGCAUUUGUAUUGUUAUGGUCAAAAGUUUGCAAACGUCUUGUUUUGUUACACUAAAUAAAAAAUAUGCAGAAAACAUCA